Messenger RNA from Physcomitrium patens, 844 nucleotides. RefSeq names its product putative lipid phosphate phosphatase beta. The record is from RefSeq and is a predicted model, not a curated record. Gene Ontology annotation, molecular function: sphingosine-1-phosphate phosphatase activity. Lineage: Eukaryota; Viridiplantae; Streptophyta; Bryopsida; Funariales; Funariaceae.
AUGGAUCGCAGUAAUGAUGCUGUCUUGCUCAGUUAUGAUGCUGUUGCGGGUUUGAACAAGGGAUUCGGUUGCUGCGUGGGAGCUAUGGUGCGACGAGUCUCUAGAAGGCUGCGAGGAAGGUCUUCAGAGCCACAGUCGCCACGACUUCAACUGGAGCCGAUAAUCACUAAUUGCCAAUCGUCGCCAAGUCUGCAAACAAAGCUCGCUAAGGCCGUGGAAAAGCUGAGCUUGUUAGACCAUGUUGUGGCGCUUGACAGGAAGUUCUUGGCACUCACCCCUGAGCUUCGCACUUUCUUCAAUCUGUUCAUGGCCUUCCUGUUCGACUUGAUCAUCGUGUCCAUCAUCAAGAAGAUCGUGCGUCGGCCGCGGCCAAAGUACAACCGUAAACACUUUGUAACAGUCCAAGUGGACCAUUGGUCGUUUCCAAGUGGUCACUCCACGCGGGUGUUGCUGUUGAUGACGAUGUUCGGUCUGUACCUCCCAAUGUGGAAAGACCAAUCGCACCGGGUGUGGUUACCGUAUCUGGAACGCAAACUUGAGAAGCGGAUUGUGAUUAUGAAGGAGUUUCAAUCGACUGCUGAAGCUAUUAUCGUAAACUUUUUUGGGAGCGUCCUCACGGCAUGGGCGGUUGCCACAACAUCCUCCCGCAUCAUCCUAGGGCGUCACUUCUUCUGCGAUGUAGUUGCAGACUCCAUUCCAGGUAUCUUCGAGGCUUUUUUUGCUUACUACGUCCUGGACAUUCCCAACGGCACAUCGGAGGCAAUUCAUCGCAACAUCAACGGCGUUUUAGCGUGGUUUGAGAAUGAGCAUAGCUAAGGACAUCGUGGUAACAAGCUGCUAUGUU